Sphenostylis stenocarpa is the source of this 867-nucleotide messenger RNA. The record is from the annotation of a GenBank genome assembly. Lineage: Eukaryota; Viridiplantae; Streptophyta; Magnoliopsida; Fabales; Fabaceae.
AUGUAUGCUAAGGAGUCUAUAAAUCUAAUAUUAAUUUGUAGGCUAAACUGUCCUGAGGCAGCCAUGAGGAGUUUACAGUUAGCUUGGCAACAUGCAUCAAGUGAGCAUGAGAGACUUGUGUAUGAGGGGUGGAUCUUGUAUGAUUCAGGUCAUUACGAGGAAGGCCUCCAAAAAGCUGAAGAGUCUAUUACUAUUAAAAGGUCUUUUGAGGCCUUCUUCCUAAAAGCCUAUGCAUUGGCUGACUCUAGUGUAGAUUCAUCAUGUUCUUCCACUGUCAUUUCACUUCUGGAAGAUGCCUUGAGGUGUCCUUCUGAUAAUCUGCGCAAAGGUCAGGCCCUGAACAAUCUUGGAAGUGUUUAUGUUGAUUGCGGAAAACUAGACGCAGCAGAAGAUUGCUAUAUCAAGGCCCUUAAAAUCCAGCACACGCGAGCCCAUCAGGGUCUUGCUCGUGUUCAUUUUCUCAGAAAUGAUAAUAAGGCUGCUGCGUACAAAGAAAUGACCAAUCUUAUUGAGAAGGCAAGAAACAAUGCUUCAGCGUAUGAGAAGAGGUCUGAGUAUGGUGAUCGUGAACUCACAAACGCUGAUCUGGAGAUGGUCACUAGACUAGAUCCACUUCGGGUGUAUCCUUACAGAUAUCGAGCAGCAGUUUUGAUGGACAACCAUAAGGAAGAGGAAGCCAUUGCUGAACUCUCCAGAGCAAUUGCAUUUAAAGCUGAUUUGCACCUCUUGCAUCUACGUGCAGCAUUCCAUGAACACAAGGGAGAUGUUUUAGGAGCGUUAAGAGAUUGUCGUGCUGCACUGUCUGUGGACCCAAAUCAUCAAAAAAUGUUAGAACUUCACUGUCGUGUUAAUAGUCACGAGCCAUGA